GGAAUAUAUAAAAACAAUCAAUAUAAUCACGCGCCCUAAGCCCAGCAACAAAUCUGUGUCAAUUAUUGGUCCGUUGAUGCCAAAAGAACGUCUAGCAGUGCACCACAACCCCACGCCACACAACAGAAAACAAUACUUUUCAGCGCCCGCAGUUAUUUAUCACAAGACGCCAACAUCAGUCAUCGGACACACGACGGCACACGGACAGCAAACAGAAACGGCUGCCAAGCCAAUCGAAGGCUUAGCACAUACAUAGCUACAUACAUACGUGGACGCUGUGUCUCUUGACUAUUGAAACCGAAUUUUGACUCGUAACCGACUCUUCCAGCCAACUGUGCACACAAAAGACGCGCAAGUCGAAAGUACAUACUGCACGAUGGAUGUAUCAACCUCCAACUCCACAUCUUUUGAGUCCUCCAAUGCAACGAUGGAUAAUAGCAGCUCAGACACGGGCGACACCACCCUGUACGGCAGUGCGCUGGACAACCUAUCCGCAACGGCUUACAACUCCUGUAAUGAGAGUCUGAUUAGCGAGAUUAGCCACAGCUCGACGCCUACGAAUGGCGCUAUCAAAGCGGUCAGCGCGGAUCUUAGUAGCGAAGCAGCAGCCUUCAAGGCCGCUACCCAAGCGCCUUCAGCAUUCACCGCGCCCACCCCAGCUCUAAAUGCCAGCAUGCUGCUCAUCCAGUCCGAGAGCACCGACACGAACACUUCGCAGGAGGAGGUGGAUCCAAAAUCGCAGCUGGCCAACAAGACAAUAUUCAAGACAGAUAAUCCCAAUUUGUCAAUUAUAGAGAUAAACGAUAACUCGAUUAAAGCGGAGGACCUCGAGAAGGAGGUCGUGCUGAUUGAGGGGGACAACGUUAAGCCCAUACUGAAGAAGUCCCCCAGCAAAGGACCGGCGGCCUCGGACCCAGCCUCGACCACAGACAAGCGACGCCGUAAGACAGAGUCAUUGCUGCAAACGAGCAAGCAGAAGCUGGACAUCUCCAUAGCCGAGGCCUCGGCAGCGGCCGAUGGAGACAAUGACAACCGGGAGGUGGUUGUUGCCUCCAGCCACGAUCAGCCACUGACAAAACGCGACAUAAAAAUCUAUGAUACUCUUGAGGAGUUUGACCAAAAUCUUCCGUCGACGGUGACGCUGUUGAACACACCGUUUGGUAGCAAGGUCUAUCUCGUCGGAACGGCGCAUUUCAGCGAAGAGUCACAGGAUGACGUCUCUUUUGUUAUACGCAAUGUCCGUCCAGAUGUGGUCAUGGUUGAGCUAUGUCCAUCACGUAUACACAUUCUGAAGCUGGAUGAGAAGACGCUACUGGAGGAGGCCAAAAAUAUCAAUAUACCAAAGAUACGCGGUUUAAUACAGACCCACGGCUACAUCAACGGCGUCUUCUUCAUUCUGAUGCUCCAGAUGAGUGCUCAAAUCGCAAAGGAUCUGGGAAUGGCACCGGGCGGUGAAUUCCGGCGGGCCUUCGAGGAGAUACACAAGCUGCCUGGCUGCAUUCUGCAUCUGGGAGAUCGACCCAUUCGCAUCACGAUAUACCGAGCGCUGCGCGCUCUGUCCCUGUGGCAGACCAUGAAGCUCGUCUGGCGCCUAACAUUCACGGACAGCAUAAGCAUCGAGGAGGUGGAGGAAUGCAAGAAAAAGGAUUUGUUGGAGAAACUGAUGCAGGAGAUGGCUGGCGAGUUUCCUGCCUUCUCGGACGUAUUUGUUCGCGAGCGUGAUCUGUUCUUGUGCCAUUCCUUGCAGGUGGCUGCCCUACCACAAGCGGCUCCCGGAGGGUCUGGCGUCCGUCCCGUACGAGUUGUGGGAGUGGUGGGCAUCGGCCAUGCCAAUGGCAUUGCCAAGAUGUGGGGCAACGUAGACCCAGAAAAGAUACCCUCCAUUCUCGAAAUUCCGCCGGCCAGCCUCAGUCAGCGUGUUUGCAAGUUCACCUUGAAGUACGGCCUCAUUGGCCUGGGAUGCUAUGGCGUUAUCCGUUUUGCACGGCCCCGACUAACGCGUUUCUUUUAAACUGUGGCCCCAACUUCACUACGUUGUUAAAUAUUUGUGUUAUUGACUUCCAAAUCCCUGCGCAGAAUAUAUAAGCAUGUGUAUGACUCUUACUGAGAAUUAAUUGUAUUCCAUUGUAUUGUAUUGUAUUGUAUUGUACAAUGUUUUGAUAGAAAUCCCUUAUACACGAAAUACAACCACGGAUGUAUAUAUUUACAUACCUGCAGACACACACGACGACACACAUCUUCAGAAAUCUGAAAAUACUUGUACACAUAAUCCUAGUUUUAGAAACCAAUCCCCAUUUGCUAAGUAGUAUGAGGACUCGAAUUGCCCCAAAACUCAAGCCCCCACGAGUCCUACAUUGGUUUUUACCUUUGUUGUUGUCCUCCGGUUUGUUAAACAAAACACCUAAACUACAUAUACAAGAAACUAAGUUUUGCAUCGCAUUGUACGUUGUAUGUACAAGGUUUCCUAGCAGGGCUGGAUCUGGUGCCCCUUGUGUUAAGCUCAAGAAUACAAUUAAUCAUCCUUCAGCAUGCUUAAUGGUCUAUCUUCCACUUCAUACUCAUAGCUGUUGUUCACUCCUUAAUAGCAAAAACAGAUCAGACCAUAGAUAGUACAGUUCAUAAUUAAUAUAAACGUGAUGGAUCUUCCGAUGGCCGUGUGUUAUAAAAAUGAGAAAGAAAAGAGAAAGGAAUUUUACAAAAACCAAACCAACCGAAGCAUACCAACCUAAAUGUACUUUACUAACUAUAAUACUAUAUCUGAGCGUUGUAAACGUGUGAAAACUGUUUUAGAAAUACAAAAGACAAGGCAAAAACACAUCUAUUAUCUGCUUAGGUUAGCCAAUCAUAAAUGGUGUUAUGUAGCAUUUAGUAUAGAAUUUACCUCCUCCCCCCACCCGAAAAACCCGAAAAUCCCUUGUGUAUAACAGACUCAAAUAAAUGUAUUCCAGUCGAGAUGAAAUUAUUGAAA
This is a messenger RNA of Drosophila persimilis, 2968 nucleotides long. Its product is annotated as traB domain-containing protein. The transcript has 5 exons. The coding region runs from base 377 to 2011 and encodes 544 amino acids. The record is from RefSeq and is a predicted model, not a curated record. NCBI's taxonomy places the organism in Eukaryota, Metazoa, Arthropoda, Insecta, Diptera, Drosophilidae.